Eleginops maclovinus (Patagonian blennie) is the source of this 1729-nucleotide messenger RNA. It is a transcript of the gene synj2bp, whose product is annotated as synaptojanin 2 binding protein. Gene Ontology annotation, biological process: receptor localization to synapse; embryo development; establishment or maintenance of epithelial cell apical/basal polarity. Gene Ontology annotation, cellular component: neuromuscular junction; postsynaptic density membrane; basolateral plasma membrane. Gene Ontology annotation, molecular function: protein binding. The transcript has 4 exons. The record is from RefSeq and is a predicted model, not a curated record. Bases 135 to 566 code for a protein of 143 amino acids. Lineage: Eukaryota; Metazoa; Chordata; Actinopteri; Perciformes; Eleginopidae.
GUUCCGCCUCUGUCCGACAGGCGGCAGCACAUCAGUCGGAGGAAGAAAGCGAAACUCCUCAAUGAGUUCACCUUCAGAUAAAUAGUGUGUCCCUUCUUCUUCUUGUUAAACAUCUGUCUGCUGUCUUUGAAAACAUGAACGGCUCCCUGUCCUCCAAGAUGUUGGACAUAAAGCUGAAGCGAGGCUCUGCAGGCUUGGGAUUCAAUAUAGUGGGGGGUGUGGAUCAGCAGUAUGUGCUGAAUGACACUGGGAUAUACGUGUCCAAAAUUAAAGAAGAUGGAGCAGCUGGUUUGGACGGACGACUCCAGGAGGGGGACAAGAUCCUGGAGAUAAACGGGGUGAAGCUGGAGGGUCUGACACAUAAAGCCACGGUGGAUCUGUUCAGGACGUCCGGAGAGGACGUGCAGCUGUUGAUUCUGAAAAAGCCCCAUCACUCAAACGGACCGCUGGGCUCCGGACCCGAUCACAACGCCCCGCUCUCAGCUCUGGGGAUCCUGGUGGCCCUGGCCGGAGCCGCAGCCUUCUGUGCUUUCAUUUACAUGCGGCACCAAAGGAGGCACUUUUAACACAGCCUGUAGAAUAAAUCCUUUUUUUAAGAUCAAAAAACGUUGCUAGAGGCCAAAGAAAAGAACGAGGGAACAAACUCUGUUGUUUUUUUGUUUCUGAUUAGCAGCUGCUGGAGUUUCUCCACGUGUUUAAAGAGAUGGUAGCUUCUUCCCAGGCUGCCCUAUGCAAGCAGAAGUAACUCUAAAUAGUGAUUGUGAGGAGCAGAGGAAGGAAAAGCAUUCCCGCUGCCGGGCUGAGCUCAGGCAGAACACACGGCCGCCGUACACAGAAACAGUUUAUGCAAAAAAAUAUAAAUCCUCACGCUUUGGGGUCCUUUUACAAACUGAAAGACAAAUAUCUAAGCUUUACUUUCAGUUUGUUUGGGUGAAAAAUGGUGGUUUUCAUCUUGCACUGUUGCACAGAAUCAUGGGACGAGUUAAAAAAAAGAAGCCUGCAGUUAAUGCUAUGAAUUGAAAUGGACUUCGGUGCCUUUUUCUUUCAGUCUAUUCCGAAAACCGUAAUGAAAAUGAAAAUGUACAUCCAUAAAGGGGCAGGAAUGAUUCUUAAAAAGACGUAAACACUCUAUGGCACGGAGCAAUACAAUAUAUCAGCCAUUAUAUCUUAGUAAAAUCACUUUAUUGUUGGUAUUCAGUGAGAAAAAUAUAUACAUUAUCACCAGAUUUAUCCCGUAAAGCAACGUAUCACCAGGUAUUUUCACGUUGAGAGUUCAUAGGUAUAAGUGUCACACGGUCACUCAGGGUGAACCAUCAAAUCUCUACAUAAGAAACAAAUCAUUCCUUAAAUUAAAAUUAUAACGCUUAUUAUAAUCUGUUGUGAUGGAGGAUCAUCGUGUGAAGGAUGGACCGCUCGAUGCUGAGAGCAGUUCAACGUAAAGCAGAGUUUUUAAAGAGUUGCUGUCAACAAUUCAAAUGUUUUUUUGCACUAGCCACAAUCAUGGAGCUCCUGCAGUAUCUUACAUAGAAUAGAUGAAUGAGUGAAUGACCAAGUUUUAUGUCUCCUGUUGUCUGUAAAUACAUUUCAUGUCGCUCUGCUGAGUGGGGUUGUGAAUAUGUGCAUUAUGCCAGAAAAAAAACACAGAUCAGAAGCACUAAUGAAUAAAUUAUGCAAAAUAUUGUGAUUACCAUCUAAGGAACUUACUGUAUUAAAAUUCAUGUUGAAUUCA